GUGUCGCGGCGCCCGGCCCGGCCCGGCCCGGCCCGUUAAAGGCCCGGCGAGGGGCGCGCACCGCACUCGGGCGGGGGCGGCGGGGCCGGUGCCGGGGCCGCAGGAUGUACACGCUGACGCGCGGCCCCAGCAAGCUGGCCACGCAGCGCCGCACAGGUCCGACGCAGCAGGCGGUGGAGAGCAGCAAGCUGGGCGAGCUGCGGGGCCGGCUGCAGCCCGGUGCCUGGCCCCCCGCCAGCCCAGCCCAGAAACUCAUCUUCAACAGAGUGAAUGGCAAGAGGCCGCAGGUGCUGCCGCAGCAGGUCUCGGCCCCGGAGGAAUGCUACACGCUGGCUCACGAGGAAAACGUCCGCUUCAUCUAUGAAGCCUGGCAGCAGGUAGAGCAGCAGCUGGACGGCAGCCGGAGCGGGGAGAGCGCCUGCGGCCCUGUGCAGUACGUAGAGAAAACCCCCAACCCCGGACUGAAAAGUAAGUGGGAAGCGGUGGUGGCACUCAUGGGUGUGAUGAGCUGGUGUGGGCUCAGCUGGGCACCUGAGCAGGGCUGUGAUGGGAGGAGGAGGAUCCCAGUGCUGGAUGACCAGAGGGCUGGGUUGGGUCUGUCCUGCUGGUGCUGAGGCCGCUCGGGGAGUGCUGGGGGGGGGGGCAGCUGGCCCCCUGCACUGUGUUGGGGGUGUCCUGCCAUGCCCUGCCAGAGGAGCCCAAGCAAGCAGGAUGCCUGGCUGAUGACUCUUCUGGAAGCCACGCCUUCUCCAGCCCCCAAGGUGGGUUCAACAUCGCGCUGGCGAGGAGCCCCCCCGGGCCCUGCCGUGGGGACCUGCCUCUGCCGGGGCCAAGCAGGGCGAGCCGGAGCGCAGCAGGGAUGGGGACAGCAUGCGUCUCUGAUGGCAGCUGGGGUACGGGCUGUGAAUGCAGCCUGGGGGGUUUGCCCCAGCCGAGAAGGCUCCAAGAAGAGAGACCAGCCUUUUGGGGACAGGGCGCAGGGGUCAGGGAAGUUUUGGGGUGUCACUUUUUCCAGUGGCAAACAGUAUGGCUCAGGGGGAGCACCUGGGGCUCUGCUCCCUGCUCCAGCUGCUACGCUUGCCUCUUUCCCUCCCCUCUCUUUCAGACUUUGUUCCUAUCGACCUGGAGGAGUGGUGGGCACAGCAAUUUCUGGCCAAAAUUGAAAACUGUUCAUAAAAGGGAAGAAAGGUUUGGGUUUGGUGUUUUUAAGAGAAACAAAGCUGAGAGGAGCAUCUUGUCAGAACCCAGAAUCAGUGGCAUUUUUAGAACCACGUUUUUAAAAGAUGACUGAAAUCAAGUGACCCACGCUGCCAGCCCAGCGAGGCCAGUGGGACCGGACCACAGCCAUGCCCGGCCACACGCCCCCUCCCUGCGCCCGGCACGGAGGAGCAGCGUGCGGCCCCAGCCAGAAUUCCUUAAGUGCCAGUUCUCGGACCGCUGCAGCUCCUGCAGCCUCCAGCUCCCAGGGACACUGCGGUGCCAUGCUGGGGAUGAGGGAGCGGAUCCCCCCUGCGGCUGUGGCCACGGGGAGGACAGUGGAGUGCUGUAGCAGGACUGCCAGACAAUAAAGCGCUGAAACUGCCAGUGGA
Grus americana (Whooping crane) is the source of this 1589-nucleotide messenger RNA. It is a transcript of the gene MCRIP2, whose product is annotated as MAPK regulated corepressor interacting protein 2. The record is from RefSeq and is a predicted model, not a curated record. NCBI's taxonomy places the organism in Eukaryota, Metazoa, Chordata, Aves, Gruiformes, Gruidae. The coding region runs from base 105 to 614 and encodes 169 amino acids. The transcript is spliced from 4 exons.